AUGACGACCGAUAUAUCGGUGUCCCGCUGGGACCCGUCCAUCGGCCAUGGGCAGGAGAUCAUCGAUGAGAUCGAGUACGAUGGCGGCAAUUCAUCCUCAAGGCUUUUCGAACGAUCGCGCAUCAAGGCGCUUGCAGACGAACGAGAGAGCGUCCAAAAGAAGACGUUCCAGAAAUGGGUGAACUCUCACUUGGUGCGUGUGGGGUGCCGUAUCGGCGACCUCUAUGUGGACAUGCGAGAUGGAAAGAACCUCAUCAAACUACUCGAAGUUCUCUCUGGAGAGAGAUUGCCUCGACCAACGAAAGGCAAAAUGCGUAUCCACUGCCUGGAGAAUGUUGACAAAGCUCUGCAGUUCCUGCGGGAACAACGAGUGCAUCUGGAGAACAUGGGGUCUCAUGACAUAGUCGAUGGGAACCCUCGACUUAACCUCGGACUUAUAUGGACCAUUAUUUUGCGGUUCCAGAUUCAAGACAUUACAAUUGAAGAGACCGAUAACAAAGAAACGAAAUCGGCGAAGGACGCUCUGCUCCUCUGGUGUCAGAUGAAGACGGCUGGCUAUAACAACGUCAAUGUUCGUAACUUCACAACAUCUUGGCGCGAUGGUUUGGCCUUCAAUGCGAUCAUUCACAAGCAUAGACCAGAUUUGAUUCAGUUUGAAAAACUACACAGAAGUAAUCCGAUGCACAAUUUGAACAAUGCGUUUAAUGUUGCUGAAGAGAAGCUGGGUCUUACCAAGCUGUUGGAUGCUGAAGAUAUCGCGGUGGAGCACCCUGACGAGAAAUCCAUAAUAACAUACGUGGUGACGUACUACCAUUACUUCAGCAAGAUGAAGCAAGAAACGGUUCAAGGGAAGCGUAUUGGCAAAGUUGUAGGCAUCGCUAUGGAGAAUGAGAAGAUGAUGCAGGAGUACGAGACUCUUACUAGUGAUCUCCUGCAAUGGAUCGAGCGUACCAUCGAAGCCCUCGGAGACAGAACAUUCGCUAACUCAUUGGAGGGAGUGAGACAACAACUAAUUCAGUUUGCUAACUAUCGUACUGUGGAGAAACCGCCCAAGUUUGUAGAGAAAGGAAACUUGGAAGUACUCCUAUUCACUCUCCAGUCUCGUAUGCGAGCGGCCAAUCAGAAGCCGUAUACGCCACGCGAGGGUCGCAUGAUACACGACAUCAACCGUGCUUGGGAACGCCUUGAGAAGUCGGAGCACGAACGGGAAUUGGCUUUGAGAGAAGAGUUGAUAAGACAGGAGAAGUUGGAGCAGUUGGCUGCUAGAUUCAACCGCAAGGCUCAGAUGCGUGAAACGUGGUUAUCUGAGAACCAGCGAUUGGUCAGUCAAGAUAACUUUGGCUUCGAUUUAACAGCAGUGGAAGCGGCAGCUAAGAAGCAUGAAGCCAUCGAAACUGAUAUCUUCGCGUAUGAGGAAAGAGUCCAGGCUGUGGUCGCUGUUUGUGGGGAACUACAGGCUGAGAGGUAUCAUGACAUAGAGCGUGUGUGCGCUCGUCGUGACAACGUACUACGUCUGUGGGCGUAUUUGCUCGAGUUGCUUCGUGCACGCCGAGCUCGUCUUGAACUUAGCCUGCAUCUGCAACAGAACUUCCAGGAAAUGCUGUACAUCCUGGACUCCAUGGAAGAAAUUAAGAUGCGUCUCCUGACCGAUGACUACGGCAAACAUUUGAUGGGAGUAGAGGACUUGCUGCAAAAGCACGCUUUAGUUGAAGCUGACAUCAACGUAUUGGGAGAACGUGUGAAGGUCGUAGUUGGUCAAUCUCAGAGAUUCCUGGAGCAGGAGGAAGGUGGAUACCGUCCAUGUGACCCUGCCAUCACCGUAGAGAGGAUUCAGCAGCUGGAGAAUGCAUAUGCUGAACUGGUUCAUCUCGCUGUUGAGAGAAGGAAGCGACUUGAAGACAGCCGUAAACUGUGGCAGUUCUACUGGGACAUGGCCGAUGAAGAGAACUGGAUUAAGGAGAAGGAGCGGAUCGUCUCCGUUGAUGACAUUGGCCAUGAUCUUACUACGGUUUACCUGCUGAUAUCGAAGCAUAAGGCGCUGGAAGCGGAUGUAGCAGCUCACGAGCCGCAAUUGAUGGAUGUCGCCGCUGUUGGAGACGAACUCAUCUCCCAGGGGCACUUUGGGGCUGAUAGGAUACAGGAGCGUCUCCGAGACAUCCUGUCGCAAUGGAAUCACCUUUUGGAUGUGGUGUCUCUCCGUAACAACAGAUUGGAUGCGGCUGUACGUUAUCACCAGCUGUUCGCUGAUGCCGACGAUAUUGACCAAUGGAUGCUUGAUACUUUGCGUUUGGUUUCAUCCGAAGACACCGGUGUAGACGAGGCCCAAGUGCAAAGUCUAUUGAAGAAACACAAAGACGUUACAGACGAGUUGAAACACUAUGCCAACGUUAUUCAACAACUUAAGCAACAAGCAAGCGAACUGAGUCCGGAAGACGCGAGCAGCGCCGAAGUACGCGAUCGUUUGGGAGCAAUGGACGCGCGUCUCAACGAGCUAUCGGAACUCGCUCGUCUACGCAAGCAGCGUCUACUUGACGCCCUGUCUUUGCACAAGCUGUUGGCUGAAGCUGAUGCGGCAGACCAAUGGAUUGCUGAGAAGGAUCGAAUGCUGGAUACUAUGCAUCCACCAAAGGAUAUUGACGAUGUGGAGAUUAUGAAACACAGAUACGAUGGCUUCGACAAGGAGAUGAAUGCUAACGCGUCAAGAGUGGCCGUCGUGAACCAGUUGGCUCGUCAGCUCAUUCACGUGGAGCACCCUGAGGCACCGCGCAUUACGGAAAGACAGGCUCAGCUCAACCAGGCCUGGAGUGGGCUUAGGGAGAAGGCGGAGGCUAAGAAGGACGAGCUGAAAUCAGCUCAAGGUGUACAAACCUUCUACAUUGAGUGCCGUGAGACCGUCUCAUGGAUUGAAGACAAGAAACGCAUCCUGCAACAGACCGACAAUCUGGAGAUGGAUCUUAACGGUGUGAUGACUCUCCAACGUCGUCUGUCGGGAAUGGAGCGUGAUUUAGCAGCCAUUCAGGCCCGCAUCAGCUCUUUGGAGGACGAGGCCAAUUCCAUCGAAGGAGAACAUCCGGAUGAAGCAAGGCUUAUCCGGGAACGCGUUGUCACUAUUACAGAGAACUGGGAUCAGCUUACACAAAUGCUCAAAGAGCGCGACUCAAAACUGGAAGAAGCUGGAGAUUUGCAUCGCUUCUUGCGUUCCGUGGAUCACUUCCAAGCCUGGCUCACCAAGACCCAGACCGAUGUUGCAUCAGAAGAUAUUCCAUCGAGUCUCCCGGAAGCGGAGAAGCUCUUGUCUCAACACCAGACCAUCAAGGAAGAGAUCGACAACUACAAGGACGAAUAUGCCAAGAUGAUGGAGUAUGGAGAGAAGAUCACUGCCGAACCAUCGACAGCAGACGACCCCCAAUACAUGUUCCUCCGAGAAAGGCUAAAGGCUCUCCGCGAAGGAUGGGCAGAGUUGCAGCAGAUGUGGGAGAACCGGCAGCAGCUGCUCACGCAGUCCCUCGAGCUGCAAUUGCUGCAGAGGGACGCUCGUCAGGCUGAGGUGCUGCUAGCACAUCAGGAGCAUAGAAUUGCGAAGAUCGAGCCACCAGCGAACUUGGAACAGGCUGAAAAUAUGAUCAAGGAGCACGAAGCCUUCCUCACCACGAUGGAAGCCAACGAUGACAAGAUUAACUCUGUCGUCCAGUUCGCCAAUCGCCUCGUCGAGGAGAGACACUUUGACGCAGACAAGAUCCAACGCAAGGCUGAGAGCAUCCGCGCCAGACGAGACGCUAAUAGAGACAAGGCUGUCGAACAGAUGGAUAAACUUCAAGACCAACUGCAGUUACACCAAUUCCUUCAAGACUGCGACGAACUCGGCGAGUGGGUCCAAGAAAAGAAUGUUACCGCCCAAGAUGACACAUACCGCUCGGCCAAAACCAUCCACUCCAAGUGGACCCGCCAUCAAGCGUUCGAAGCUGAAAUCGCCGCCAACAAGGAGAGGCUGUUCGCCGUACAGAACGCGGCCGAGGAACUCAUGAAACAGAAACCAGAGUUCGUCGAAAUAAUUUCACCCAAAAUGACCGAACUGCAAGACCAAUUCGAAAACCUUCAAACGACAACAAAGGACAAGGGCGAACGGCUCUUCGACGCCAACCGUGAAGUUCUCUUGCACCAGACGUGUGACGACAUCGAUUCCUGGAUGAACGAGCUGGAGAAACAAAUCGAGAACACCGACACGGGCACUGAUCUGGCAUCUGUGAACAUUCUCAUGCAGAAACAACAGAUGAUCGAGACUCAGAUGGCGGUCAAGGCCAAACAGGUCACCGAGCUCGAGACACAGGCCGAGUACCUCCAAAAGACCGUGCCAGAUAAGAUGGAGGAGAUCAAAGAGAAGAAGAAGUCUGUGGAACAUAGAUUCGAGCAGCUCAAAGCUCCCUUACUGGAUCGUCAGAGACACUUGGCCAAGAAGAAGGAGGCAUUCCAGUUCCGCCGCGAUAUCGAGGAUGAGAAACUAUGGGUACAUGAGAAGAUGCCGUUGGCUACGAGCACCGAUUAUGGAAACUCACUCUUCAACGUACAGAUGUUGCAAAAGAAGAACCAGUCCCUCAAAACAGAGACGGAUAACCAUGAGCCGAGGAUUUUAACUGUCAUCUCCAAUGGCCAGAAGUUAAUCGACGAAGGCCACGAAGACUCGGAUGAAUUCAAGAGGCUUAUUGAAGAACUCACGGCUCGGUGGCGAGAACUUAAAGACGCUAUCGACCAACGCAAGAACAAUCUGUCUCAAUGGGGCAAGGCUCACCAAUACUUGUUCGACGCGAACGAAGCCGAGGCCUGGAUGAGCGAACAAGAACUGUACAUGAUGGUAGAAGAUCGUGGAAAAGACGAAAUUUCAGCACAGAACCUCAUCAAGAAGCACGAAAUAUUGGAACAAGCGGUCGAUGAUUACGCCAACACUAUUCGUCAGCUUGGAGAAACUGUUCGUCAGUUGACGAGUGAAGAACAUCCUCUGAGUGAGCAAAUAUCAGUGAAGCAAUCCCAAGUGGACAAGCUGUACGCUGGUCUUAAAGACUUGGCUGGCGAACGAAGAGCUAAGCUGGAUGAAGCCUUGAGGUUAUUCCAGCUUUCGCGAGAAGUGGACGAUCUUGAGCAAUGGAUCACGGAGAGGGAGCUGGUUGCCAGCUCGCAGGAGCUUGGGCAAGAUUAUGAGCAUGUCACUCUAUUAUGGGAGCGUUUCAAAGAGUUCGCCCGUGAGACCCAAUCAGUUGGUUCAGAGCGGGUCGCCACUGCUGAAAGAAUCGCGGACCAGAUGAUCGCUAUGGGACAUUCUGACAAUGCAACCAUCGCUCAGUGGAAGGAAGGUCUCAAGGAAACCUGGCAGGAUCUUCUGGAGCUCAUUGAUACGAGAACACAGAUGUUAGCGGCGUCACGAGAGCUGCACAAAUACUUCCACGACUGCAAGGACGCUCUUCAGCGAGUGAACGAGAAGGCAAGAGGAGUUAGCGACGAACUCGGUCGUGAUGCCCUUUCUGUCUCCGCUUUGCAGAGGAAGCACCACAACUUCAUGCAGGAUCUAUCUACGCUGCAGAACCAGGUUGAAGCUAUUAACGCUGAAUGCGCUCGUCUCGGCGCGUCAUACGCCGGGGAGAAGGCAGCCGAGAUCACCCGAAGAGCUGGGGAAGUUUCCGAAGCGUGGGCGUCUCUCCAGGCCGCGUGUGAAGCCAGAAGGGCCAAGCUGGAAGACGCCGAUCAACUCUACCGCUUCCUGAGUCAAGUGCGAACACUCACCAUAUGGAUGGAUGACGUUGUCCGGUCUAUGAACACUGGGGAAAAGCCGAAAGAUGUAAGCGGCGUAGAGCUUCUAAUGAACAACCACCAGUCCCUAAAAGCGGAGAUCGAGGCCCGCGAAGAGAACUUUGCGGUGUGCAUAGCUCUUGGAAGGGAAUUACUCGCGAGACAACAUUACGCGUCUUCUGAUAUAAGGGACAAGCUACAUCUGCUCACAGAUCAGAGGAACGCCUUGCUAAGACGCUGGGAGGAGAGAUGGGAGAAUCUCCAGCUUAUCCUGGAGGUAUACCAAUUCGCCCGCGAUGCGGCAGUGGCUGAAGCCUGGCUGAUCGCCCAGGAACCCUACCUGAUGUCGCAGGAGCUGGGUCACACCAUCGACGAGGUGGAAAGCCUUAUCAAGAAGCACGAAGCCUUCGAGAAGUCGGCUGCCGCGCAAGAAGACCGCUUCAGCGCUUUGCAGAGGCUUACCACUCUUGAACUGAAUGCAGCGAAACUAUGGCCAAGUCCUGAACCUUGGAAAAAUUGUGAUGAAUCAUCAUUUACAUACUAUCCCGAUCCCAAAAUCCGAAAGAAACCACAUCCCAAAAAUAUCGUUAUCCCCAAAAAAGAGCUCCCAGUAGGACAAGUUGUGCACGAUAUAAUAUUAAAUUCGGAAAAUCACCAAAUCCCUGAAAAAUACCGAAGUAAACACUUGAAUCACUCUCAAGUGAAAAACGACUCUUAUUUGUGGAACGCAAAUGAUAAUACCAGUUUAUCACUUCCCGAUACAAACACGCCGAUGUCGCCCCUUAAAUCUCCUCUCACAUCAGAAAUAUUCAGCUCCAUUUUCUUUGAAUAUACGAACGAGAAUCCCAACCCGAACGAAAAGUUAGCCUGUAUCGAUUUUAUAUUAUGGGAACGUUUAUCUUACCUCAAUAUUUUCCCCAAUGUCUCAUUACUGAAACGUAAAAGUACUUCCUCGAUUGCGGGGAGUAUUAUGAACAUUCUACGUAAAUUGUACCAAAGGAAAAAAGAUACGAAGAGCGAUGUUGCUGUCCUAUCUUUACCAGGCUUGACCAGUAGCAAUAAAGCCAUCAAUGAUUUGGGGAAAGACAUAAAAUCUGUACCUCUUUCCUCCUCCCUCCUUUUGCUAUCGCAAACCCGUAGUCUCCUUUCCCCUGAUGCUGCAUGGUACUAUGACUAUUUGGAUCUUGAAUCGAUCGCAGAAACACCCCACACAGAGAACUCAGAAAGAGAUGAAUCUUUCACAUACCAUUCAGCGCCUAUCACCCGCCACAAAACCCAAAAUCUUGUCAUGUAUGACGAGGACCUCGAUGACAUCGACCCAGAAGUCGUAUUUAGGACAGAUUGCCACAAACAACCAGACGAAUACCAGUCGAGAAAUCUGAAUAUUAACUAUUCUGAAAAUGAAAAGAAUGUUAAAAGUACUGUUUGGAGUGUGGCCUCACAUAGUCUGUCUACGAUAUCGGAACAAAGCACCCCCCCUAAAUCACCCACUACAGGGAAAUUCUUGUUCCUUGGACUUAAUGAGAAUCUACAGUCAAAUCCAAGAUUGUCUUCGAUUGAUUUUAUCCUCUGGGAACGGUUAGCGUUGUUAAAUGUGUACCCAAAUAUUGCUUCACUAACACAACCAAGUACAUCUACAAGCCGUAGUGACAAUACAGGAAAUAAAAACAAAGGUAUAAAAAAUGUUCUGCGACGACUGUCCCUGAGGAGAUCCUACCAUGAAUCCGAAAGAACCGCUGCUUGCACGCCCAUAUCUCUUUCUUCUUCUUUAUUUUUGCUGUCACAAGUUGAAAAUUAUCUAUCUGCGAACGACAUAUGGUACUAUAACUAUAUGUAUGGUUUCGAAGUGAAAGAGAUGAAGCGUCGCCAAGAAGCGGCUGCGGCUGCCGAGAGAGAGAGGCAAGAGAAGGAAGCCGCCGAAGCCGCUGCUCAGGCUGCAGCGCAAGAUGCUGUCGACCGUGCUGCUUCUCCAGAGCCAGAGCAACCCGUCGUAAGGAGAACAUCCACUAAAGCGGCUGAGAAGGCCCAAGAGAGACCGCAUUCCCAGCCAGAAACCCCAAGCCCCGAGACUCCGACCACGCCCCCUCCCGAGCGGCAAGAGACGCCACGCCCGUCCACCUCGAAACAGACGCCCGUUAAACCCGCACGCCUUUCCACACCCGGAACGAGCUCGACACCGGUCACGCCGUCGACUUCUGGUAAGGUGAAGUCUCGGUCGCGAAGCAAGUCGCCGUUCCGAAGCUUCCGUUGGAAAGCCGCUAAGAAACUACUCACUGGAACGCACCAUAGUGAUGAUGAAGAGGGCGCAAGUCCCGGAAGUGAGGACGAAGGCGUUGAAGGCAUGUUGGUCCGCAAACACGAGUGGGAAUCAGCCGCUAAGCGUGCAUCAAACAGAUCGUGGGACAAGGUGUACGUAGUAGCAAAGGAUGGGCGUAUGUCCUUCUACAAGGACGUGAAGGCCUACAAGGCAGCACCCGAACAACACUGGCGCGGAGAGGCACCCUUGGACCUUAAUGGUGCUGUUGUGGAGCAAGCUGCCAACUACACUAAGAAGAAGCAUGUCUUCCGUCUAAGGUUAUCGAACGGCGCAGAGUUCCUUCUUCAAGCCCACGACGAGUCCGAGAUGGCGGGUUGGGUGGACGCCCUGCGCUCGCGCACCGCGGCCCCCGCGCCCCGCUCCCACACGCUGCCCGCCCCGCACCAGGCCGAGCCCAAGCGGCGCUCCUUCUUCACGCUCAAGAAGAAGUCAGUCGGCACGCUCACCUACCUUUUCUCGCCAUAG
Pieris macdunnoughi is the source of this 8559-nucleotide messenger RNA. Lineage: Eukaryota; Metazoa; Arthropoda; Insecta; Lepidoptera; Pieridae. The record is from the annotation of a GenBank genome assembly.